Arachis duranensis is the source of this 1947-nucleotide messenger RNA. RefSeq names its product 2-hydroxyacyl-CoA lyase. Lineage: Eukaryota; Viridiplantae; Streptophyta; Magnoliopsida; Fabales; Fabaceae. The record is from RefSeq and is a predicted model, not a curated record. Gene Ontology annotation, cellular component: peroxisome. Gene Ontology annotation, molecular function: thiamine pyrophosphate binding; catalytic activity; magnesium ion binding. Gene Ontology annotation, biological process: fatty acid alpha-oxidation.
GCCACCACUACUUUGACCUUUAAUUUUCAUUAAUGGCGAACUCUAUCGAUGGCAACGUCCUUGCGGCGAAGUCACUUGCCAAGUUCGGUGUUCAGCACAUGUUCGGGGUCGUCGGAAUCCCAGUCACUUCCCUCGCCACGCGCUCAGUCUCCCUCGGAAUCCGCUUCAUCGCCUUCCACAACGAGCAAUCCGCUGGCUACGCCGCCUCUGCUUACGGCUACCUCACAGGUCGUCCCGGAGUACUCCUCACCGUCUCUGGCCCCGGUUGCAUACACGGACUCGCUGGUCUCUCCAACUCCGCGGCCAACACCUGGCCGAUGGUCAUGAUCUCCGGCUCCUGCGACCAGUCUGACGCUGGCCGUGGCGACUUCCAAGAACUCGAUCAGAUCCAAGCAGUUAAGCCGUUCUCUAAGUUCUCCAUCAAAGCCACCAAAAUUACGGAAAUACCCAAUUGCGUGGCCCAAGUUCUCAAUUGGGCCUUGUUGGGGCGACCGGGUGGCUGUUACCUUGAUCUUCCCACGGAUGUUUUACACCAGAAGGUAUCUCUCUCUGAAGCUGAGAAUUUGAUUACUGAAGCUGCUGAGAAAGUUUUUAACAGUGGUAACCAACUUAAUCAAAUUCGAAUUCCAAAUAAUGGUUUAGUCUCAGAGGCAGCCUCGCUGCUGAAAAAUGCAGCAAAACCGCUCAUUGUCAUAGGAAAAGGAGCAGCUUAUGCACGAGCAGAGGCUGCUCUUAAGAAGUUGGUGGAAACCACUGGCAUUCCAUUUCUACCCACCCCAAUGGGGAAGGGGGUGUUGCCGGAUACUCACGAUCUAGCUGCCACCGCGGCUAGGUCGCUUGCAAUUGGGAGUUGCGAUGUUGCCCUCGUUGUUGGGGCGAGGUUGAAUUGGUUGUUGCAUUUUGGGGAGCCACCAAAAUGGUCCAAGGAUGCUAAGUUUAUUCUGGUGGAUAUUAGUGAGGAAGAGAUUGAGCUGAGGAAACCUCGUUUAGGUUUGGUUGGUGAUGCGAAAACGGUUGUGGAGACUCUGAAUAAGGAGAUUAAGGAUGAUCCUUUCUGUUUGGCGAGGAACCACCCUUGGGUGGAAGCUAUAUGGAAGAAGUCUAAGGAUAAUGUGGCGAAGAUGGAGGCUCAGCUUGCUAAGGAUAUUGUGCCAUUCAAUUUCUUGACACCAAUGAGGAUCAUAAGAGAUGCAAUUCUUGGAGUCGGAAGCCCGGCUCCGGUGGUGGUGUCCGAGGGUGCAAACACGAUGGAUGUAGGUAGGGCUGUGUUGAUUCAGACAGAGCCCAGGACUAGGUUGGAUGCAGGGACUUGGGGGACCAUGGGGGUUGGCCUCGGUUAUUGCAUUGCGGCUGCAGUGGCUUGUCCCGAUCGACUUGUUGUUGCAGUUGAAGGGGAUUCUGGAUUUGGAUUCAGUGCCAUUGAAGUUGAGACAUUGGUUCGAUAUCAGUUACCUGUGGUAGUGAUUGUUUUUAACAAUGGAGGUGUAUAUGGUGGUGACCGGAGAACUCCCGAAGAGAUAAAUGGAGCUCACAAAGAUGAUCCUGCUCCGACUUCUUUUGUUCCUAAAGCAGGCUACCAUGCUUUGAUUGAAGCUUUUGGUGGAAAGGGCUAUCUUGUUGAGACACCUGAUGAACUCAAGUAUGCUCUUUCAGAAUCUUUCUCGGCUCGAAAACCGACUGUUAUCAAUGUUAUUGUUGAUCCCUACGCUGGUUCAGAGAGUGGGAGGCUGCAACACAAGAACUGAUUUACAGAUUAUCUGUAUUAUACCUAAAUUACGUUUUCUAUGAUUUUUGUUUUUAAAUUUUAAAUUUUAAUAACACAAAUUAUAUAAUCUUAUAGUUUUUUUAUGGUGUACCAUGAUAUGAUAAAGACAUAAACUAUAAAUGUAAAAUGUUUUAUGAUCAUAAUAAAUAUUGAAUGGUGAAACUGAAUCUCUAUUCCAACAA